AUGGGAUCAUGCGGCGACGCUCGCGGGGUUCCAUGGGGAUUUGUGCUUGGUGCGCAUAUCAUAUAUCAUGGAAUUCGAGUUAUCCGGUCGUUUGAUGUGAACAAACCCGGUUGUGAAGUUGACGACUUGCGGGGAGGAGUCGCGGGUGGAAGCAUACUUCGUGGUGUUCUGAAGGUUGGACAAAAGAUAGAAAUUCGACCCGGUCUGGUAUCAAAAGAAGCUGAGGGUGGUCGCGUCACAUGCCGCCCCAUAAUUUCGUGUAUUGUUUCACUGUUCGCAGAACAGAAUGACCUAGCCUACGCCGUCCCCGGAGGUCUUAUAGGUGUAGGCACAAAAAUUGAUCCUCAGUUGUGCCGCGCUGAUCGGUUAGUUGGACACGUUCUUGGUGAAGUUGGCACCCUCCCUGAUAUUUAUAUCGAGUUGGAGAUAUCGUUUUUCCUGCUUCGUCGCCUCCUAGGAGUACGAACUGAAGGUGAUCGCAAGGGAGCCAAGGUUCAAAAGCUCUCCAAAGGUGAAGUGCUCAUGGUCAACAUUGGCUCGCUGUCUAGCGGAGGUCAUGUGAUUGCUGUCAAAGGUGAUCUAACGAAGAUUGCCCUUAACAGUCCCGUAUGCACUGAAAUUGGUGAAAAGAUAGCUCUAAGUCGGCGUGUUGAGCGCCAUUGGCGGUUGAUUGGAUGGGGUAAGAUUCUUCGCGGUGUUGCCAUCCAACCUGUUCAGUGA
Echinostoma caproni is the source of this 720-nucleotide messenger RNA. The record is from the annotation of a GenBank genome assembly. NCBI's taxonomy places the organism in Eukaryota, Metazoa, Platyhelminthes, Trematoda, Plagiorchiida, Echinostomatidae.